UUUAUUCAUCGCACGCUUGAGUUGAGCCGCGGACCUAUAACAGGCAAUCUGUACGUAGCAAAGCAAACGUUGGCUGUUGGGCGUUGAACGGAGGGCUCUCACGCCCCGGUUCUUAAACGCUGCUUUGUGUGCGUGCGGCUGUGCUCCGAAGUAUCUUCAGAUCCAGGCAAACGCUACCCAGCUUGUCACCUUGAAAAUGGCUGGGGAAGUUGUAGUGGAUGCCUUGCCAUACAUCGAUCAAGGAUAUGAGGAAGCAGGAGUGAGAGAAGCUGCUCUCGCCCUUGUUGAAGAAGAAACGCGUCGCUAUCGGCCCACAAAGAAUUACCUGGACCACUUGCCAUCUCUGAGCUUGACCCAGUAUGAAACUGAUGUCAUGCGUGCAGAAUUUGAUAGACUGGCAGCUCGUCAACCAAUGGAAAUGCUCAGCAUGAAGCGUUACGAGCUACCAACUCCACCGUCAGGAAAAAUGACUGACAUAAGUGCUUGGACAGAGUGUGUGGACAACUCCAUGGCUCAACUGGAACAUCAAGCAACUCGAAUUGAGAAUUUGGAGCUGAUGAUGGACCAUGGCUGUGAGGCGUGGAAGAUCUACAAUGAAGUUCUUGUGAAGAUGGCCUCAGAUGCUCAAAAACAGCUUCAGGAUGUGAAGAAGAACAUCCAAGAAAUUAACUGGAAGAGAAAACAGUCACAACAGUCUGCAGGUGGUGAACUGAGAAGGCUUGAAACCACGUGGGUGGGUCUUGUCAGUAAAAACUAUGAAAUUGAACAAGCCUGUGUGAAUCUGGAGAGGGAACUUGCAAAACUCAAGGACGAAAUGAGCAUGGUGGAAACAAACUGAGUUGUUCAUGUGUAUGGUUAGCAUGCGUGAAAAAUGAUCUUGUGAGUGUUGCAGCGUGAUGUCACGUAAAUGGCUGAGUGGGCUGAUCUAGCGUGAUUGCGCUCCAGUGUACCGAGUUUGUGUUAAGAUAUGCCCUUUUUGGUAACUUU
This is a messenger RNA of Pollicipes pollicipes, 987 nucleotides long. RefSeq names its product BCAS2 pre-mRNA processing factor (gene BCAS2). The record is from RefSeq and is a predicted model, not a curated record. Gene Ontology annotation, cellular component: catalytic step 2 spliceosome; Prp19 complex; precatalytic spliceosome. The transcript is spliced from 2 exons. Gene Ontology annotation, biological process: mRNA processing. Bases 197 to 838 code for a protein of 213 amino acids. NCBI's taxonomy places the organism in Eukaryota, Metazoa, Arthropoda, Thecostraca, Pollicipedomorpha, Pollicipedidae.